AGCCAGACACAGAGUGGUGUGCCAACGAGAACGUUAACCUCCAAGGGAGUAGAUUGUGGGAUCCUACAUCGGUUAGAGAGGAGAACGAAACAUUCCGAUGUGGAAACCUCUCCUUAAUAGGCGCGUAUUAAAACUAUGAAGCUGACGGCAAUACGUAACGGGCCAAAGCAGACAAUAUCUGUUAGUAUUGGGCUUAGAUUGUUACAAAUGGUAUCAAAGCCAGACACCAAGUAGUGUACUAGCGAGGAUGCUGUCCCUCAAGUGGGUGGAUUGUGAGAUCCCAUUUCAGUUAGAGGGGAGAACAAAACAUUCCUUAUAAGGGUGUGAAAACCUCUCCCGAACACACGAGUUUUAAAACCGUGAGACUAACAAUGAUACCUAACGGGCCAAAAUGGUGCAUGAGGUGGUGGAGCUCCAAGUUAAUUAUUACAUUCACUCCAUUCUAUCAAGCCAGCUUAGCAUUCAUAUUGUAAAAGAAGAAACAAUAAAUGGGUUUGGAGCUUCAAAGUUCAAGCUAUUGUUCUUGAAUCAAACAUCUCCAACAAUUUUCACCAACAAUGAAAUAGAAGCAAGAAAUGGCAAGCCACUUCUAGUUGCAAUGUGUGAUACCACCAACUCCAAUGGCAUCAUCAAGACAGGUCCUUUAUCGUCGGCGUUGGUCGAGUUGGUCGUACUCAAUUUAGAAUUCGGCUCCGACCAACGAGUAGACGAAAGUUCGUGGACUUCGAGCGAUUUUAACAACAAUGUUGUUUCUAAAAGAGAGGGGAAAAGGCCUUUGAUCGUGGGGAAUGAUAUGAUAAUUUGCUUGAAAAAUGGGGUUGGAUUCAUCAAAGGUUUGAGCUUUAGUGACAAUUCGAGCUGGACUAAGUCUAAGAAGUUUAGAUUGGGAGCAAAAGUUGUUGAUAAGAACAUCUUGGCUAAGUUUCCAAGAAUUGUGGAAGCUGUUUCGAAACCGUUCAGAGUGAUGGAUCAUCGUGGGGAAGUUUACAAGAAGCACCACCCGCCGAGUAGGGAAGAUGAAAUAUGGCGAUUGGAAGGCAUUGGCAAAGAUGGCGUGUACCACAAUCGUUUAUCCUCUGAAGGCAUAAAAAAUGUCGAUGAUUUUUUGAACGCUUAUCACAAAAAGGGUCCAAUCUACGUCAGAAAGCUUCUAGGAGGGAGAGUCCCGCAAAAUACAUGGAAAAGGAUGGUUAAUAACGCUUUAGAAUGUGAUGCCUUUAUAGCCUCCAUGGCCUCGAAUCCGAGCUUUAGGGUUUGUUCGAUGGGAAAUGAAGCCAUGGGAGGUGAAGCUUUCGACAUGAACUCGGAGGUUAGUGAGCCGAAGAAUUGUAGUGAAAGCGAUGGACUACAAUUUGAUGGCCAACUUCAAGACUUGGUAUCUUACCCUCCAACCUUUCAGGAACGUUUGACGGGAAAUUACGAAGCAAUUAUUGGAGGCCAUGACUACCAUUUCAUUUUUGAUAAUGAUUAUCCGCCAUUGUUGACACAUGGAGAGGCUUCAAACUCAGAUAGCCAUAACAACGAUAACGUUAUGACUCACGAACAAUAUAAUCAAGGUCGAUGUUGGACUGGGUUGGUGCCUAAACGCACGUAAGGCGAGUAGAUGUUCGGUUUAGAGUUGCGAUAUUACUCUUGAUCCUGUUUCAGAACUACUAUUCGAAUAUAAAUCGAUUAGAAUUUUGGAUGAAAGUUGAGAAGCUAGAAUGAGCGUGGAGGUGGCCUAAGAUUCGUGGGGUAGUGUUCACGUUUCGAUUUCUGUCUUGGGUCACCGUUCACAUCAUUUGAGGUCUUUGUAUGUCCAACGUUCUUAUAACAAAUUUAUAUUCUAAGAGUAGUUUUAAAACGUUCAUGAAAAGUUAGAUAAUAUUGCCAUUAGUGUAAGUAUAUUUUGUAAUAGA
This is a messenger RNA of Cucurbita moschata (crookneck pumpkin), 1898 nucleotides long. RefSeq names its product calmodulin-binding protein 60 G-like. NCBI's taxonomy places the organism in Eukaryota, Viridiplantae, Streptophyta, Magnoliopsida, Cucurbitales, Cucurbitaceae. The coding region runs from base 392 to 1594 and encodes 400 amino acids. Gene Ontology annotation, biological process: regulation of salicylic acid biosynthetic process. The transcript is spliced from 7 exons. The record is from RefSeq and is a predicted model, not a curated record. Gene Ontology annotation, cellular component: nucleus. Gene Ontology annotation, molecular function: sequence-specific DNA binding; calmodulin binding; DNA-binding transcription factor activity.